UUGACUACUCGUGUCCAUGGCACGUUAGCCCCGCCUGCCUGCGAGGCUCGGUUUUGAACCCUCUCUAGAAGUCUGUCCUUUCCUUUCUUUGAGGUUUGAGAAAUCAAUGGAGGUGUGAAAGGUUGGCGGGAUUACACAGAGACCAUCAGGUUCGUCCUCAUGCCAGGUCACCAGAUGAGAGUUGUAUAGUAGAGGGCUGAGGGGAAUUGUGCUGCACUGACUAGGAGCGCAGUUCACAGCCCUCCGGGUGCUCUCCUCUGUGUUCAGUCUGCCUCAGGGUGGACAAGCUUCCCACUGUUCAGUAGGAGAGGUUGCCCUGAGUCAUAGAAACAAUGAUGGUGGCCAAUGCCAAGUCAGGCUCAGCCAUGCAGCAGGUGCUGGAUAACCUGAGGGACCUGUCCCCAACCACGGGUGCCAAAGACAUCGACCUCAUCUUCCUCAGAGGCAUCAUGGAGAGCCCCAUUGUCCGCUCCCUCGCCAAGGCCCAUGAGCGUCUGGAGGAUGUGAAGCUUGAGGCAGUAAGGGACAAUAACCUUCAGCUGGUGACCGAGAUCCUGGACUCGCUGAGCGGGUUGACGGGGUGUGACACAGGUGCGGCCGAACUUGCCAAAAUCCUUCAGGAACCUCACUUCCAGUCUUUGAUCGAGGCCCAUGACAAGGUGGCCGCUAAGUGCUAUGAGAUGCCACACAAGGAAGUUAACAACGAGGCCAUGGUGACCAGCAUGAUCAUACCAGUUGACGCUGUCAGGAUGAUUGGGAUCCAGAAGAAGGCAGGGGAGCCCCUGGGCGUGACGUUCCGGGUGGAGCGGGGUGAACUGGUCAUCGCGCGGAUCCUGCACGGCACCAUGAUUGACCGGCAGGGAAUGCUGCACGCUGGCGACAUCAUCCGUGAGGUGAAUGGGCGCGAGGUGGGCAGCAACCCCAAGGAGCUGCAGGAGCUGCUGAAGCACAGCAGCGGCAGCAUCACCCUCAAGAUCCUGCCGAGUUACAGAGACACGCCAGCGCCCCCGCAGGUUUAUCUGAAGCCGCAUUUCAACUACAACCCAGCCACGGACAGCCUGAUCCCUUGCAAGGAGGCCGGCCUGGCGUUUGCCAAAGGAGACAUCCUCCACAUUGUCAACAAGGAGGACCCCAAUUGGUGGCAGGCAUGUAACCUUGCAGUAGGAGCCACAGGACUGAUCCCCAGCCAGUUCCUGGAGGAGAAGAGGAAAGCGUUUGUGCGGCGAGACUGGGAAAGCUCAGGGAUUCUCUGCGGGACACUUACUGGAAAGAGGAAGAAAAAGAAAAUGAUGUACCUGACGGCAAAGAAUGCAGAGUUUGACCGGCACGAGCUGCAGACCUACGAGGAGGUGACCAAGAUGCCGCCUUUCCAGAGGAAGACGCUGGUUCUGAUCGGAGCACAGGGGGUCGGUCGGCGGAGCCUGAAGAACAGGCUGACCGUGAUCAACCCCCUACGCUACGGCACCACCGUCCCCUUCACGUCGCGUCUGCCCCGCGAGGAGGAGAGGAACGGCCAGUCGUACUGCUUUGUGACCCGGUCAGAGAUGGAGGCAGACAUCAAAGACAGCCAGUACCUUGAGCACGGAGAGUACGACGGGAACCUGUACGGCACCAAGAUCGACUCCAUCCAUGAGGUGGUGGACACCGGCCGAACCUGCAUCCUCGACGUCAACCCCCAGGCUCUGAAAGUGUUAAAAACGGCUGAAUUCAUGCCAUAUGUGGUGUUCAUUGCUGCCCCAGAGCUGGACACACUGCGAGCUAUGCACAAGGCUGUGGUGGACGCAGGACUGACCACCAAGCUGCUCACGGAGACGGAUCUGAAGAAGACGGUGGACGAGAGCGCCAGGAUCCGGCGGGCCUACAGCCACUACUUUGACUUGACCAUCGUCAACGACAACCUGGACAAGGCCUUCGAGAAGCUGCAAGAGGCCGUGGAACAGCUGUCUCUGAUGCCCCAGUGGGUCCCAGUCAGCUGGGUCUACUGAGCCAGCCAGCUGCUACUACCCCCCCUGCUGGUGGACACAAACGGCCCCGACCGCAGGGCCUGGGACGGGGGUCCUCCCCAGAAGAGAGGGGGUGUAAAAGCACACUUACUGGGUGUUCGACCCCUAGGCUGUGGAGCCCAGGCUUGACCUGCUCCAAACCAACAGACAUGCCCCCCUGUACACUAUGCAACUUGGUUCACAUUACACAGAAAGUGUACUUAUUUAUUUGAAUUUUUUUUUUUUUUUUUUUUUUUAUAACUUAAAAUCCGUUCACUAACAUGGAUCGGAGAGGAACUAGUAUCAUGCUGUUAAGGUGUUUUAAAAUGUUCAAUUGUAUUGCUGUUACUCCUAACAACUAUAUAAUACUUGAUUUUAAUUGAUGAUUAAUUAUCAUUUUAGGACAUACAGUUAUAUAUAUUUAUUCUUGCAAAGGUGAGGAGGGCUUGCUUUAGAAGGAUACCUCAGUUUUACUCUGUUUACAGUGCAAGACAUCAUACAGUGCUUCAUCUCAUUGUCUCACUACCCCGACCAUGUAAAACAUCUAAUACCUGUCAUCAAGUCCUCCUUCAACUAUUGAAGCCAUAUCCUGAAACAUCUCUAUCUUUAAGGCAAAACUUUGAAGGGCUUAGACAGAUACAUAACUACCAUAUCAUAACAUGACCUUGUUUUGGUCCUUAAGAAGUCAUUCAAGGCUUAUGUAUUAUAUUUAUAUCUUAAAAUGUUUUGGUGUUGCUAGACUGUCACUGGUUUCAGAACCAUUGGCAUGUCUACCUGCUGGGUCAGUAUUUUGUCUACCAUUUGGGUCAGUACUUUGUGUAAAUGUAUGUUUUAGACUGUCACCACAGUAGGUAUGGUGCUGUGUUUGAGUUGGUUUGGGAAAACAAUUUCCAGAAGAUUUUUUACAGGGUACUGCAUCUCAGAGAACCAUCCCAUUUGAUGUGAUGUUACUGAAACUUAACAGUUCUUAACAAUAGCCAUAUCAACCUACAAGUAUAUAUAUAUAUUUUACAGUUACAACAGAAAAAAACUUGUAUUUUCAAAUGUGUCAAUAAAUUAACUAGUGUUUUUUUUCUAAUGAACUAAACAUUUUCUCAUUGUUUUACAUCAAACUUAUUUUACCGUAAAAACUUUAAACCUU
Osmerus eperlanus (European smelt) is the source of this 3123-nucleotide messenger RNA. It is a transcript of the gene pals2a, whose product is annotated as protein associated with LIN7 2, MAGUK p55 family member a. NCBI's taxonomy places the organism in Eukaryota, Metazoa, Chordata, Actinopteri, Osmeriformes, Osmeridae. Gene Ontology annotation, molecular function: protein binding. Gene Ontology annotation, cellular component: plasma membrane; cell-cell junction. Bases 333 to 1985 code for a protein of 550 amino acids. The transcript has 14 exons. The record is from RefSeq and is a predicted model, not a curated record.